AUGAAAUUCUCAUUAUGCGAUGCUAUGCGGUACAUUAAAGCGUACGAAGUCGGACGGCCACCUACAUCAUCUAAAUACGACCUUGCUAUCCGUCUACGCACACCUAAGAACGGUCCUGCAGUCCGCAAUCGUGUCGAGCUCCCUCACGUGGUCAAUUCCUCAACUCGAGUCUGCGUCAUCUGCCCACCAGACUCAAAACAUGCAAAACAAGCCGUCGACUCAGGCGCAAGCUUAGUAGGGGAAGAGACCGUAUUCGACGCAGUGAAAGCCGGGAGAAUAGAUUUCGAUAAGUGUAUCUGCCAUGUGGACUCGGAACGAAAGUUGAAGCAGGCUGGCGUCGCGCGAAUGUUGGGGCCUCGAGGUCUCAUGCCAAGUGAAAAACUAGGGACCGUGACAAAGGAUGUCAAAGCAGCAGUAGGGGCGAUGAUAGGAGGCAGCGAGUACAGAGAAAAACUAGGGGUGAUACGGUGUGCUGUCGGUCAGCUAGGAUUUACACCAGAGGAGAUGCAGAGCAAUAUCAGGGAGUUCAUGAGCGCAAUCAAGAGAGAUAUUGCGCAGUUGAGCGAUCGUAUCAGCAAAGAUGUCCACGAAGUGGUGAGUAUUUCAUUGAAGCACCGGCCACUGCUCUCAAGAUCUUGGCUUACGAUGUUCUAG
Bacidia gigantensis is the source of this 654-nucleotide messenger RNA. RefSeq lists its product as uncharacterized. The coding region runs from base 1 to 654 and encodes 217 amino acids. Lineage: Eukaryota; Fungi; Ascomycota; Lecanoromycetes; Lecanorales; Ramalinaceae. The record is from RefSeq and is a predicted model, not a curated record. The transcript has 2 exons.